Messenger RNA from Carlito syrichta (Philippine tarsier), 3234 nucleotides. RefSeq names its product gamma-aminobutyric acid type A receptor alpha3 subunit (gene GABRA3). The coding region runs from base 62 to 1213 and encodes 383 amino acids. Gene Ontology annotation, cellular component: neuron projection; dendrite membrane; synapse. Gene Ontology annotation, biological process: monoatomic ion transmembrane transport; synaptic transmission, GABAergic; gamma-aminobutyric acid signaling pathway. The transcript is spliced from 7 exons. Gene Ontology annotation, molecular function: inhibitory extracellular ligand-gated monoatomic ion channel activity; transmitter-gated monoatomic ion channel activity involved in regulation of postsynaptic membrane potential; GABA-gated chloride ion channel activity. The record is from RefSeq and is a predicted model, not a curated record. NCBI's taxonomy places the organism in Eukaryota, Metazoa, Chordata, Mammalia, Primates, Tarsiidae.
CGUGACUGAAGUGAAGACUGACAUCUACGUGACCAGUUUUGGCCCUGUGUCAGACACUGACAUGGAGUACACUAUUGAUGUAUUUUUUCGGCAGACAUGGCAUGAUGAAAGACUGAAAUUUGAUGGACCCAUGAAGAUUCUUCCACUUAACAAUCUCCUGGCUAGUAAGAUCUGGACCCCUGACACCUUUUUCCACAAUGGCAAGAAAUCGGUGGCUCAUAACAUGACCACUCCCAACAAGCUGCUCAGAUUGGUGGACAAUGGAACUCUCCUCUACACAAUGAGGUUAACAAUUCAUGCUGAGUGCCCUAUGCAUUUGGAAGAUUUUCCAAUGGAUGUGCACGCCUGCCCACUGAAGUUUGGGAGUUAUGCCUAUACUACAGCUGAAGUGGUUUAUUCUUGGACUCUUGGGAAGAACAAAUCUGUGGAAGUGGCACAGGAUGGUUCUCGCCUGAACCAGUAUGACCUGCUGGGCCAUGUCGUUGGGACAGAGAUAAUCCGGUCUAGUACAGGAGAAUAUGUCGUCAUGACAACCCACUUUCAUCUCAAGAGAAAAAUUGGCUACUUUGUGAUCCAGACCUACUUGCCAUGUAUUAUGACUGUCAUUCUGUCUCAAGUGUCGUUUUGGCUCAACAGAGAGUCUGUCCCUGCCCGUACGGUCUUUGGUGUUACCACUGUUCUCACCAUGACCACCUUGAGUAUCAGUGCCAGAAACUCCUUACCUAAAGUGGCAUACGCGACGGCCAUGGACUGGUUCAUAGCCGUCUGUUAUGCCUUUGUAUUUUCUGCGCUGAUUGAAUUUGCCACUGUCAACUACUUUACCAAGCGGAGUUGGGCUUGGGAAGGCAAGAAGGUGCCAGAGGCCCUGGAGACCAAGAAGAAAACACCAGCAGCCCCAGCAAAGAAAACCAGCACCACCUUCAACAUCGUGGGUACCACCUACCCCAUCAAUCUGGCCAAGGACACCGAGUUCUCCACCAUCUCCAAGGGCGCUGCUACCAGUGCCUCCUCAACUCCGACAAUCAUUGCCUCGCCCAAGGCGACCUACGUGCAGGAUAGCCCAACUGAGACCAAGACCUACAACAGUGUCAGCAAGGUUGACAAAAUUUCCCGCAUUAUCUUUCCUGUGCUCUUUGCCAUCUUCAAUCUGGUCUAUUGGGCCACAUAUGUCAACCGGGAGUCAGCUAUCAAGGGCAUGAUCCGCAAACAGUAGAUAGUGGUGGUGGCACAGCAACCAGAGCACUGUAUACCCCAUGAAGCAUCCAGGCACCCAAACCCCGGGGCUCCCCCUCAUGUGUUUCAGGAUUCUUUUUAACCCUCUACCAAGCUGUGAAUCUCAAUUCAUAUUUAUGAAUCUCAAUGAAAAAAUAACCACAGAAGAGUUAUUUGUUCCUCUAACAUUGCUGAGUAUACCCCCAUCAAAGCCAAACACUGCCAUUUGUCCAAUUACUCAUCCUAGUCUGCCAGUCUCCCUCAGCUGAGGGCACUGCAUGUAUUUUAUUGCACUCUGCCCAAUGCAGAAAGAACAACAAGAGAUUUGACUCCCUAGAGUGGAAGCCAUGACUGUUUGGGAGAUCAAGAAUGAGGAGAAUUCCUGACUGGUCCAGACCCGAUCAUUCUGACUUGCAAGGGAGCCAGGUUGGGCUAUCCCAUGUGGUCCUUUUUGCCACCUCCCCUUCUGCUCAGUAGGGCCUUCUAGGCGUAAGUACCGAUAGCAAAAAUGGGAGGCAGUUCUAACCUCUGAAUAUGGCCCUUCACCACUUUCUUGGCUUGGAGUUUAGUGGUAACAACUGAGGCUCACCACUCUCUACCACGUACGGCCAAAUCAAAUAGAACUAGCUGGGCUAGGCUGGCACCAAGAGAGCCAGUUCCCUGCCAUGUCCAGUCCCUUGGAAAAUAGUAACCUCCUUGGUAUAGUUCUCCCCCAGUAAAGUCCACUUCCCUCAAUGCCUUGACUCCCUUGUAGCCAGCUGGGCACUGCUUAGUUUGGACUCAUUGCCACCUGCAAAAAUUCUUCAGGAAAAAAAGAAUCAAGUAUUUUUAAUUUAAAAUAAAAAGGUACAAACAGAAGCAAAAAAGAUCUAGAUCAAAUGCCUGCACACGAAUUUUUAAAAGAUGGGAGAGUUAGAAAAGUCACCUCUCUGCCAAGGCAACUGGUCAAAUACUGGAUCUGGCAAGAGGUUUGAGUGGAAGGUAGUUGAAGAUUGAAGUCCAGCUCAAAAGACAGGGCCACUGGCAGAUGACAGCCAAAUUCUUCCUUCCAUACCUGACAUACUCCACGUCUUUGCUUAGGCUCAGGCACUUUGUUCUCACCAUGCCAGGAACCUCUGGUCUUCUGUUGAUGCCAAUUCUGUGAGGGGUGAAUUGGAGAUUCAUAUAAAUAUCUCUAGCCAAUUUUUGAGUCAACUAUAUCAUUAACUUUAUUACCAGUUUUAUAAUAUAUUAUUUAGAGACCACUUGAUCUUAUUUGUUCUUAAUGUAAGUAAAAGAGACAGACGUAAAUAUGAAAUUUUUAUAAGGUAGAUCAACUGAGUCCCAGAAGUUUGAAUGAUUUGCCUAGGCGCCUCACAAGUGUCUUUAAUAAAGAGCCACCAUGCACUCCUUUCCAAAGGCCAAAAUGAAGAAAGGACUGAGAAACCAGGUCUACCCUGACCUCAAAAUUAGCACAACCUCAAUGGGCCUUCUGAGUCGUAAGUGCAGUUUGGUUGGACAUCAAAAAGGUUUUUAGAAAGUCACAAUGUGUCACCCGAGAAGACCACUUUUAAUAGUCUCGGCUCAAGGGAAUGAGACUGUUUAAGAUGGCAGCCCCGGCCACUUUGGAUCUGAAUACCUACACUAGUCCUGAGUAUCCUAGAAGCCCAAGGUAAAUCCACAGAUGGCACCACAAGCGGAUUCCCCCUACCCACCCCCUGAACAAAGCUCCUAAGGGGUGUAUCAUUAGCUACUGGUUGCCUUUCCACUCAUUCUUUUCCCAACCCCUGCUUCCUUGCCAUUGCUGGGAUAACGCAUGCCAGUCCCAUUAUCCCUAAGACCGUGUCUGUAGGUAAAUUCAUGACUAGAAGAGUGUAGUCUUGUGGCUAUAUGGGGUUAUGGGGGGUGGGAGGGCGGGGCUGUAACUGAUUGUCUUAAGGAAUUUCGAGUGGAAGCCUGACCUUUGCCUCUUUGUAGAAAUUGUGUUUCCAAAUGCUUUGGUGCAAUGUUUAGCGGCUGUUUAUUAAACCCUUUCUAAUUGUA